UGCGCGCGCGCGCGUGUGUGUCUUGUGCUCAUUUUCACUGCACUUCGCUGGAUGAGGGCAGUAAUGGCGCUGGAGGCUGUUCUUAAAAGAAUAUGCGACAGCAGCGGGUCAGUGGAUGGUGAUGGCCUUCUGGACAUGUCGGUGUCACUGCCGGACUCUGAGGAUUUGGACACUGUCAUCAGGAACAGCGACUACUUCACUGUCAUUCAACGGGACAACUGUAAAAAAGUGAUUGUCCGGACUAAUCUUAAGCUCUGCUGGCCCGGAGAGUGUGACGAAGCCUGCAAACAUCUACACCUGUGCAGAUUUUACCUGCUGGGAGAGUGCAGGGGGUGGAGAUGCACCUACGGCCACAGCCUGGAGUCGGAGCACAACUCAGCGGUUCUACGCGAACACAACCUGCGUGGGCUUAACAAAGACCAGCUGAGGGUCCUCCUGCUACAGAGUGACAGCAGACUGCUUCCUCAUGUGUGUGUCUCAUACAACAAAGGCAGGGGUGAAUAUGGGAACUGUCCUGAUAAAGAGGCCUGUAGAAGACUCCACAUCUGUGAGAGCUACAUCAGAGGAACCUGUGAUGACAGCAGCAAAUGCAGACGAUCCCACGACUUCUACGAACCUCAUCCCAUGAAAAACCUCCAGGCCAAAGGAGUGUCCAGUCAGCUGAUAGGGUCACUUUUGUUGAUCUACAGGAACAUUAUGGCCCUCAAGGACCACAGCAAUGCCAGGGGUGAAACCAGCGCCAAGAGGAAAGUGGACACCAAGUCCAGCAACAAGGACAAAGUGCCUGCGUCCUUGCAGAGAAAUGCAGAAAACAUGAUUUGCCUGUCUUUUGUCAAAGGCUACUGCAAAUUUGGAGAGAGAUGCUGGAGAAUCCACUUUGAUAUGCCAUACAAGUGGGAGGUGGAGGUGGACCAAGUGUGGACAUAUUUACCAGACAACGAGGCGAUAGAGCGAGACUACUGCAACCCAGUCAAGACCUACAGUGUGGGGAUUGAGCCUGUGCGCUUUGACACAAUGACCCAGGGGUUCCGCAGAGUGCGGCGUGUCUCUACAGAGUCUUCAGUCCUGGAACCCACCUUUGUCCUCACUACACAGUGGAAGUGGUACUGGGAGAACGAGUAUGGGAAGUGGAUCCAGUAUGCAUCAGUUAAGGAAAUGCACAGGCUGUCCUCUGUCAGCGGUCAGGAACUGGAGCAAAAAUACCUACAAUUCCUGAAGGACAGCAACAAUGCUGUGGUCAGAUUUACUGCUGGCAAUCAGUUUUACGAGCUGAAUUUCAGAGAUAUGAAGCAGAGAAAUGAAAUGACUGGCACAGAGAGAACGGUCAGACGGCGGCCUCAGUUUGUUUCUACCUUGGACGCCCAGAGAGCGAGAGCUAGCAGAAGAGGUGCACAGUCCAGCUCUCAUAAAGGCGUUCCUGGCUUUUGGGACCAAUCUGCAAUUCCAGAUUCAGGUUUUCAGAGGGUCCUCCUCAGUCCCUCGGACAAGGAUUAUACCAGAGUGCAAGAACGUUUCCACAAGACCAUGACGGGCUUUACCAUCCUGAGAAUCGAAAGGGUCCAGAACAGGGAACAAUGGGAAGACUUUCAGACAAAAAGAGAGCGAAUGAGGAAAGCGAAUAAGGACAAGAAAUAUGAAGAAGGGGAGCGUUUGUUAUUCCAUGGCACCAAAUCCGAUUGCAUUGAUGCUAUAUGCAACCAGAAUGUUGACAUGAGGUUAUCUGGAGCUAAUGGAACAGUGUAUGGUCAAGGAAGUUACUUUGCCAGGGAUGCAAAGUAUUCCCAUGGUUUCACUGACAAAUAUGGUGAGAAAUCCAUGUUUGUGUGCAGAGUACUGGUUGGACAGUACACUAGAGGAGUGUCCAGUUAUCGCCGGCCUCCAGCCAAAGAUUCCACAGGCACUCUUUAUGACAGUUGUGUCGAUAACCCCAAAGAGCCCACCAUUUUUGUGGUGUUCGAUAGACCCCAAGUCUACCCAGAGUUCCUGAUUACAUAUGAAGAGGAGACAUUCUCUCAAUCUGACGUAAAUUUUAUCAAGUCUUUUGUUUGCCCUGUUAGUCAGAGUUUAGCUCAGUUAGCAAUCACAGACAUCACCUCGACCUCUAAACCCACGGCCCUCACAGACAGCAGCCUAUCUGCUGCUAAUGGAAGCCAAAUGGCAAGCUCAUCUCUCGAGAAAUACACCAUCACAUCCAGUCCAACCACUACAGAACCAGCCUCGCCUUGUCUUAGCACUGCUACAGCGAGUAACCCUCUCGUUGUUGUCAUGGAUUCAUCAGUAAGUCAACAUAGGGGCUUAGCUUCUUCCCAUCCUCUAGUAGAUGGUAAUCUUGCAGAUGCUAACCGAGUUGUCACAGCUCCAAAAAGGGACCAGUUGUCACACCUCAAUUCAAAGCCUCCAGCUCAGUUUGGUUCCUCUCGGUUGCCUUCAAAGUCUGGUCACGACCUGGCAGCAGCAGUUUCAGAGAAAUCAGAUGAUCAUCACCUGAUCUCACGUAAGCCUAGCUUUCCAGAUUCCACCGUUCAGUCUGAAAGUGCUAAAAUUCAAAAAGCAUCCCACACUUCUGACUUCACAAAGCCAGCACCUCAGAACUUGCUGCAAGAUUCCCGCAAAUCACUGACUCUCACCAGCGUAGACUCAGACUCAGGGUGGGAUGUUUUGGAUCCAUUUGCAACCCUUUUAAACUUUCCAGCCAACUCCAAAUCUUUUCUACUCGAUUAUUCUCCUCCCACCAGUGUCUCAGCAAAGGCAAGCACAGACAAAGACAGCAGAACAGGUAAUACUGUUCAAUCUGAGAGUGCUAAAAACCUGAAAUCAACUCUAUCGUCUUGCAGCGCUGACUUCACUAAGCCUGCACCUCGGAGCUUUCAGGAGGACUCAACAGUUCUGCAGGAGCCUCAAACCAAGACUACGCAUUUUCUCCGUGAUCAGUCUGCUGAUUCCUCUUUCUCUGUGCUGUACAAUAGUAGUUCCUCUUCAACUAGCAGCCGGCUUUAUUCUCCUGGCGUCUCAAGCUCCUCAGACGUUUCCAAUCGCCAAAGAGCAUGUUCUCCACCUUUGCAACGGGAACAAACAAAAAAAACCUGUGUAGUGCAGUGAGAUUUUUAUGGACUGAUUUUACAUGCACUCUAAUGGUAUGACCAUUAUCUGAUUUCAGCAGUUAUCAGAUUGGUCAGGUGGCCAUGUAAAGACACACAUACACACACUACUUCCAAGCCACUUAUCCUUCCAGUUCAUGUGGGGAGCUGGAGCCUUUCCCAGCAGUCAUUAGGUGGAAGGCAGGAUACACCCUAGACUGGUUGCCAGUCCAUCACAGGAGAGACGGACAGAAAUGUAAAUUCAUACCUAGGGGCAAUAUAGCAUGUCCAGUUAGCCUGAAUGCAUGUCUUUGGACUGAGGGAGGAAACCAGAGCAUCCGGAAGAAGCCCACGCAGAGAUGGGGAGAACAUACACACUCCACACAGAAAGGACCCUGGUUGCCCGGCUGGGGAAUCGAACCCAGGCCUCAUGUAAAAAGGCACACUGCAAUACCUUAUACUGGAUAAAAGCGGUUGUUUUGGCAUAAUAAUCGGGUUGUUUAUAGAAAGUGUACUGUUAAUUGGGUAUCUGUGAAUGUGCGCAAACAGAACCAGGUUAAGAACAUAGACUUGCAAAGGUUUUAUGCGAAAGUUUUGGCACCCCUGAUGAAGUGAUGUGCUUUGUUGAUUUUCUAAGUGAAAAUGAGUGAACGUGUCCUCUACACACUUAAAUGCAAAGUUACUGUUUAUUUGCUUGAUUUAGCAUUCUGGAGAUAUAUAUAUAUAUAUAUAUAUAUAUAUAUAUAUAAAAUAUGAUCUGUGUAAAAAUGAUGCCACAUUGUAUUUUUCUGAGUUUUUUCAAUGCGUUAAACUCAAACAGAAAUUGUGGGAAAAUGCUUUAUUUACGUUCGAUCCCUGUAGGUUGUGAAAGAUCAACAAAACAUGUGAUUUGACCUAAGAUGUUCAAACUUUUGCAUAUGAUGUAGUUUUCAUUUUGUGGGUAUCACAUUAUUUUGUACAUGUAAAUGUACUCAGUAUCUGUUGUGAAGCAGAAACGUGAUUGGGUAUUGAUGUUUUAAGCUGCAGUGAUUAAUGAGUGAACGAAUGAUUAGUUAAUGAUGAUGUAUUAAUGAAUUGUCGUACUGCUUACAUGUGAGAGCACGUUUCAGUCAUUUUCUUCUAGUAAACUGAUGGUUUGAAAGACAUGAUGAGACACCAAAAACACUUUCAGUCCCAGUCAGCUCCACGUUGACCGUGUCAAGUAAGGACAUUAUUGUGAAAAUCCGAAGAAACUUUAAAAAUAUGGUUAUAGUUUUACUAAAAUAUAUGUGCGAUCCUUAUUUAAUUGUCAGAACUGCUGCUACUAAUAAGUAUUAAUAAUAAUAAUAAUAAUAAUGAUGUUAAAAUAAAAUUAGUUUAUUGAAGUGAUUAGUGUUCUUUAGUUGUACCUUCUGCAUUGAUUCAAGUCACCAAAUGACAAAACAUGUCUUUCAACACUGCACACAGCACAAUGACUUUUCAUCAAAUUCAAAUUAGUAAUAAUAAUAAAUAUAAUAAUAAUAAUCAUAAAGUGUCUCCUUCUUACAAACACAAACAUGGUAUAAGGUGAAAGUUUAGAACUCACACUUCAAACAGAACGCCUGCGCUUGUUUCUGCAGGUAUAGAUAAGAAAUAAUUGAACAAUAUGUAAGAAGAGGUGUUGGGGUGUAGGAGGGGAUUUGAAUUCUAUAGAUGUAUUUUUCAUUUAACAAAGACUAUCUUUGUUAAACGGAGUCUGUAUCUCUCAUAUUCAUUUUCAGUGAGAGUGCAGCUUUGUACAGCUACUUAAAUUUAUGCUCAGCUGAUUAUAAAUAAUAAUCAAAAUGCAUCUAAAAUGUGGAGCCAGCACAGGUAUAUGUAUCCAGAGUAAACAGUGCAGUCCAUUGGUACUACUGGGACAGGAUUAGUUUGACUUGGAGAGGUGGGCCAAUGCCUGUUUACCAUAGGAUGUCUGUAAUGUUUAUGACGGAUGCACAUGGAUAAAAAAUAAAUAUAAAUAAAUAAGUAUAAAUAACUGA
Pygocentrus nattereri (red-bellied piranha) is the source of this 5074-nucleotide messenger RNA. RefSeq names its product protein mono-ADP-ribosyltransferase PARP12-like. The coding region runs from base 52 to 3099 and encodes 1015 amino acids. The record is from RefSeq and is a predicted model, not a curated record. Gene Ontology annotation, molecular function: NAD+ poly-ADP-ribosyltransferase activity; metal ion binding. The transcript has 12 exons. Lineage: Eukaryota; Metazoa; Chordata; Actinopteri; Characiformes; Serrasalmidae.